CUUGGUUGCGCUAGCUGUUGUUAUUGAUGAAGCGGAAGAAUUGUGAAAGCCUCUGAAAAGGACCGACUUAUCAGCUCGCCGGGUUAGACAGCUAGCUAAGUAUUCAAAUACAAGAGCCGAAAUGACGACUGCUCCAUACAACUACUCUUACAUCUUCAAAUACAUUAUUAUUGGGGAUAUGGGUGUAGGGAAAUCAUGCCUGCUUCACCAGUUCACAGAAAAGAAAUUCAUGGCAGACUGCCCCCACACUAUUGGAGUCGAGUUUGGCACGAGGAUAAUCGAGGUGAGCGGCCAGAAGAUCAAACUGCAGAUCUGGGACACUGCGGGACAGGAGCGCUUCAGGGCCGUCACACGCAGCUACUACAGGGGUGCAGCAGGGGCACUCAUGGUCUACGACAUCACCAGGAGAAGCACAUACAACCACCUUAGCAGCUGGCUGACUGAUGCUAGAAACCUCACCAACCCUAAUACCGUGAUCAUUCUUAUUGGUAACAAGGCAGACUUGGAGGCCCAGCGAGAUGUAACCUAUGAGGAGGCUAAGCAGUUUGCUGAGGAGAACGGUCUAUUGUUCCUAGAGGCUAGUGCAAAGACGGGUGAGAAUGUGGAGGACGCGUUCCUGGAGGCAGCCAAGAAGAUCUACCAGAACAUUCAGGACGGAAGCCUGGACCUGAACGCCGCCGAGUCUGGUGUCCAGCACAAGCCCUCCGCCCCGCAGGGCGGCCGGCUGACCAGUGAACCGCAGCCCCAGAAGGAAGGCUGCAGCUGCUAAUGACCCCACCCGCUGACCCUCCAGCUGACCUCUGCCCCCUGUGCCACAGCCUCCCUCCACCACCCAGGAGCCCACCUGCCUCCACCAAUGCCCUGUCAGUCUGGGCCCCAGAAGGCUCUGAGCCAGGGAUGGGCUUUACACCACACCCAGCCAUCCACAUCCAUCUCCCCCCCCUCAUCUCUCUCUUUCUCUCUCUCUGUGUCUCUCUGUCUCCCCGUAUCUAUCUCACACAGCUAUGCUGUAUGGACCCAUGGCCUACACAACCCAGUGCACCCAGCACUUAUGAUGAGAUGAGCAAGCCUCAUAGGUCACACAUUGUGAUUAGAACACUGCAACAGAGAAAUAGGCCUUGGUGGCUGGCUGGCUGCUCUACUGAAGAAAAAGCCUUUUUCUAUCCACAGCAGAAACCAUGAUGUGCAUAACUAUAAAUGGAAUGAUUCAUCACUGUUGUGGUGUUUUGAAUGUAGUACUAUUUUAAUUCAAAUUAAAUUAUUACAUUUAUAUAUUCUAUGGAAAGAGUUUCUGCAAAAUACUCAGCAAACAGGCACAGAUAUCAAAGAUAAUGGAUGCAUGUGUAUAACCAUUAUCCAUAUUGUUCAUUCUUUUUAAACGUUUCCGGAGGUUAUAUCGGUCUUGAAAUACAUUGGAUUGACUUUUUGUUUGAUAUAAUUAAUACCAAAUAUUUGUUCUUUUUUACCCAUUUAUUUUGUGAACAUUAGUGGGAAAUGAUGGGUACAAUAUAAUGUAGAAUAUGAGCGUGUGAAAGACCAAAUUGUCCGUUUUCUUAGGUGCCUCAAUGAGAGAGAUCUGACCGAACACUCUGGCAUGAAGUCCAGGAGAAAUCUUUGCACUUUUUGUGAUGUGUAGCGUUGCUGGUCUGGAGGCCGUUUCAGUGGAGAUGGCCUCCAGCAGGGGUGUAUUCACUAGAAACCAUAUGGAAGCAAACAGGGAGGGACUAACCUGAAAUUGUCCAAUAAGAAAAGCUUGUUUCCGUUGCAAAAUAUUUUCCUUUGCAAAACGUUUUGCAUAUGUUUUGCGUAUGUGCACUAAUGAAUACACCCCAGCAGUAGAGGUUCUGACCAGUGAGACGUCUCAGGUGCCCACUCCAGCUGUGACUCAAACGGGAGUAUUGUAUGUGGAUCUCUGGUGGCUGUGAAAAUGUGUCAUCCUGCUCAGCCCGUGGCUUUCUAUCAGAGGGAUAAUUUGUAAGUCGCUCUGGAUAAGAGCGUCUGCUAAAUGACGUAAA
Coregonus clupeaformis (lake whitefish) is the source of this 2015-nucleotide messenger RNA. It is a transcript of the gene rab14, whose product is annotated as RAB14, member RAS oncogene family. The transcript has 8 exons. Gene Ontology annotation, biological process: Golgi to endosome transport; endocytic recycling; phagosome maturation. The coding region runs from base 122 to 769 and encodes 215 amino acids. Lineage: Eukaryota; Metazoa; Chordata; Actinopteri; Salmoniformes; Salmonidae. Gene Ontology annotation, molecular function: GTPase activity; GTP binding. Gene Ontology annotation, cellular component: phagocytic vesicle; recycling endosome; trans-Golgi network. The record is from RefSeq and is a predicted model, not a curated record.